Molecule: messenger RNA, 1097 nt
Organism: Diachasmimorpha longicaudata
Lineage: Eukaryota; Metazoa; Arthropoda; Insecta; Hymenoptera; Braconidae
Gene: Fdx2
Product: adrenodoxin-like protein 2, mitochondrial
Exons: 5
Coding region: 282-764 (160 amino acids)
Biological process (GO): P450-containing electron transport chain
Molecular function (GO): 2 iron, 2 sulfur cluster binding
Source: RefSeq, a predicted model, not a curated record
AAAUCUAAUCAUUUUAUUAUUAACUCGUUCCUUAUUAUUAACUUCUUAUUAGCCAUGAAUCAGAAGACAUUUGUGUAGUUUCCUGUCAAUUUGGAGUUCAAAACAAACGCUUGCGUUGCUCCAAAAUAUUUGAAAAUAUAUUUCAACUUUUGAGAGAUUGUUGCGCAAACUUUGCUUAUCAUCAGUAUCAAAAAAUGUCAUUUAAUUAUACUUUUGCAAAUUCGAACACCAUGGUUCAGCGAAGAAGGAACAAUCCUGAAAUUAUUGACUCAUAGACAAAAAUGGCACUAGUCCGAAAUUUGCAUCGAUUCAUUUCAAUAUCUAGAGUACAAUCCACAGUCAACUCAUCUGUAUUUAAAAAAUCCAAUGGAACGAGUUUUGUGAGAUCGGCUUCAACUACACAACCACUUCAGGAGAAAAAGGAAGAAGUAAAAGUGACAUUCAUAAGAGCAAGUGGAGAGAGAAUUGAAGUGAAAGGAAAAAUAGGAGACACACUCUUGGACAUUGUUGUUAAUAAUGAAAUUGAUUUGGAUGGUUACGGUGCUUGUGAAGGAACGCUGACGUGUAGCACGUGCCAUUUAAUACUUCCAAAGGAUGUUUAUGAUAAAUUACCUGAUAAACCAACGGACGAGGAGAACGACAUGUUGGAUCUAGCCUCUGGACUGACGGAAACGUCUAGACUUGGUUGCCAGAUAAUUUUAACGAGCGACCUGGAUGGUCUCGAAGUUCGAGUGCCCCCCACGCUCUACGACGCUCGUAGCUGAGACCGUAAAAUUAAAACAAUAAAAUGGAAAAAUCUAGCAAAAAUUCUAUCAGAUGUACAUAAUAGUUCAACAAUAUUGAUCAAAAAGUGUUCAGUUUUUACACGACCAAACAAUCGUUGCAAUUACAGAAGUGUACUUGCAGCACGAAUAAUUGGAAAAUAGGUGAUAUUUUUUUGUAAUAGAACUAAUGAAUAAUGAAUUAAACAAUUAUUUUACUGUUUAAAAUGAUUUAUUCUAAACAUUAAACAUUGGGCUUAUAAGUUUCUCGUGUGUACAUAAAGCUAAAACACUUUUGUACUUCAAUAAUAUAACAAAUAAUUUACUUCUCUAGAA